AUGUCGGAAGCAGAUCAAGAGUGGAAGCCCAGUGGCCGUCCUACAUCGACCAUGGCCCAGGCCUUCUCAGCAUCCCUUGACAGCGCCUUCUCGCUGGAUUCCGAUGUCUCUCAUCUUUCGCAGACCAUCGACCAAAAGAGACAGCAGAUGAUGAUCCAGAACCGCGAAUUGGAAGAAUUGCAGCAGAGAAUCCGGGAGGCCGAAGAGCGAUUAAAAGCUCGCGAAUCCGGCGCUGUGGAAGACAAUUCGAAGAACACCGGACAGCGUGAUGGCGAAUCUCGUCCCGCAGGUGAGAUACAUUCCAUUUACACGUCCCAGGGUGGGAGGAAAUAG
Molecule: messenger RNA, 333 nt
Organism: Aspergillus ruber CBS 135680
Lineage: Eukaryota; Fungi; Ascomycota; Eurotiomycetes; Eurotiales; Aspergillaceae
Exons: 3
Coding region: 1-333 (110 amino acids)
Source: RefSeq, a predicted model, not a curated record